UACUAAUAAAGAAUGUAAGUGUUAAGCCUCGCGUGUGUUAUUGAGGUAAACUACGUUGUCGGUUUUCAUUAAGAAGCAGUUAACCUUCGACUUUGGAAAUAACUUUGUUAUUUCUACAACGUAUUUUUUAUUUUAAUUUGAACAACAGUAAAGAAAUGGGUGGUCUUCUAAGCUAUUUCAAAAGUUUGUUAGGCAGUCGUGAAAUGAGAAUUCUGAUCCUUGGUCUCGAUGGAGCAGGGAAAACUACUAUAUUAUAUCGACUGCAAGUUGGAGAAGUUGUAACAACAAUACCGACCAUUGGAUUUAAUGUAGAACAAGUAACAUACAAAAACCUUAAGUUUCAAGUGUGGGAUCUUGGAGGACAGACUAGCAUUAGGCCUUACUGGAGGUGUUACUUUUCCAACACAGAUGCAAUAAUUUAUGUUGUUGAUAGUAUUGAUCGAGACAGAAUAGGUAUAUCUAAGGAAGAACUCGUGUCAAUGUUGAAGGAGGAUGAGCUGAAAAAAUCAAUUCUAGUUGUUCUAGCUAAUAAACAGGAUAUUGAUGGAGCUAUGAGUGUAGCAGAAGUUCACCAAGCUCUAGGCCUAGAUGCUUUAAAGAGCCGAACAUUCCAGAUAUUCAAAACCUCUGCUAUAAAAGGAGAAGGUUUAGAUGAAGCAAUGGAGUGGUUAUCAAAUGCUCUGUCGAACAACAAGUGAAGUGUCAAUUGAAAAAUUCAUUUUCCUCACAUGUAAAAAAAAAAGAAUAACAAAUGUCAUGAAAAAUGAACUACUGUGGUGCAGAUGGUCAUGUGACUUGCAGUGGAUGUUCUCCUGCCAGGCUGAUUGAUGUGUGUGCAUACAGCAAGCACUAUGGACAGAGCACCAAUACAGUUUUUGGACAUCAGUAUUUAAUAGAAAAAAUUUGCACAGAAAACAGUUUACAUCCACUGACUUAAAUCCAGCUUAUUCUGUCAUUCUAGUCACUUCCAAUUCUUUUAUUAGUAUUUCCUCAUUUUCUCCCCAUCUGUCUUGAUGCCUAUAUUAUAUAGAAUAGCAUUUGCUCUAUGACAUUUUAAAAUUUGUUGAUUUUUAUUGUGGAACUACAAAUGCAAAAUGUUCUUUAACUAUAUAUUUUUAACAGAUAUAUAUAUAAUAACUUGAUAGAUAUCUCUCUGAAGAAAAUAAAAUUCAAACAUUGUACAGGAAUUUAUGUUAUUGUCUUAAGCUGUAUGUAUUGAAAUGUGUAAAUUAAACUUUCUAAACUCCUGUGCUAAUCCCCGUGAGGUUUCUUUAUAAUGCAAAUUUAUAAAAAAUAUAUACAGCAGUAGCUAAAUAUAGGAUUUAAAAAAAAACAAUGAGUGUGUUUGUUUUGUAUUUUCUAGUUAAAAAUUGAGUGAUUCCUGCAAAGAACGAAUUUUAAGUUUUUAUCUUGGUAGUUGUUCUAGUGAACAUUUUUUUUUUCUUGUGUUAUUUUUGUAUUUUCUGGUUAAUAUUUUAGUGAUACCUGCAACAUGAAUUUUAAGUUUUAAUCUUACUUAGUUGUCCUAGUAAACCUUUUUUUUUCAUCUCAUCUAAAACAUGAGCUGCUACUUUGUCUUGUUAAACUCUCUGAAUGGUUAAGCCUUAAAAACACUAAUAUACUAGUAUUUAUUGUAUCUACACGUCAUUGGUGAAAUUGAUAUCACUAUCCAUUUAUAAAAAUGACAGGUGGGAAGUAUAGAUUGUACAGGAUCUUGAUCAUGUUCUAAUAACCUUACAUGACACAUGAUGCUAAUAAUUGACCUUACGUGACACAUGAUGCUAAUAAUUGUCCUUACGUGACACAUGAUGCCAAUAAUUGUCCUUACGUGACACAUGAUGCCAAUAAUUGUCCUUACGUGACACAUGAUGCCAAUAAUUGUCCUUAAGUGACACAUGAUGCCAAUAAUUGUCCUUACGUGACACAUGAUGCCAAUAAUUGUCCUUAAGUGACACAUGAUGCUAAUAAUUGACCUUACAUGACACAUGAUGCUAAUAAUCUGCUAUCUUUAUAAAGAAUUUUGUUUUUAGAAAAGUGAAGAAUGGGAAAAAAAUAGUUUUUCAAGCAUUUUAAUGAAUGAGCCAAAACAAAGGUUAUGUACAGGUAGACAUUUGUGGAAUAGAAAUUCACAACUACUUAGUGAUAUAAUGGAAUAAAUACCUGUAUGACUUUUGUAGUCUUAGUCAUUCUUUAUCACAAAUUUUACCAAUAAACGUGCAUAAAAUAUUAAAUUCACUUACAAUCUAAUAGAUUCUGCUCGGGCAGCUUGGAUGUGAAGUGUACCAGUUAUGUAUUGAUUAUGGCCCCAGGAUAUAGAAAUGAUUUUUGUAGGGGGAAGAAGUUUUUGCUCUUGGAAAGCUUAGACAAGUCUUCCCCUUAUCUUUUAGAGGUUAUGUAACUAUUUUAUAUUUAUGGUUUGAAUUGUGUAUUUGUAAGUAUUUAAAAGGUUGUGACAAUCAGAUGGCAGUUGUUAUGACUGAAUUACUAAAUAGUUACUGUUUUAAUAUUAUUGUUAUUAGAUAUUAAUUCCCAAUUAGUUAAUAGCCUAUGUUUUAGCUGAAAAUCUGUUUCAUCUUCUUACAAAAUGGCCAUAUGUUUCAGCUUAGUUUGCCAUCAUCUUCUUGCAGAAUGGCCAUAUGUUUCAAUUAACAAACUGUUACCAUCUUUUUUUGCAGAAUAGCCACAUCUUACAGCUGACAAUCUGCUACCAUCUUGCAGAAUGGCCAUGAACUUGCAUUAGCUGGGGAAUAUGAUAAAGGGGUGAAAAUUCAUUUAAAAAUUGUAGUCUGACUUUUUAUUUUAAAAUCUGCAUUGUGCACACAAACCCAUGAUGCUCAGCUAUGCCAGUUGUUGGUAUAUUUUAAUUUUGACCAGUCUCCCUAUGAUAAUUUAUUUCAUCGUAAUUAUCCAAUUCAUUAUUAUUGGAUGACUUGUGAGAUCAAAUAUUGUUUUAUAAAUAAAAAUGUAACUGUAUCCACGUUUGAAGAUAUUUUUAGUACCAUAGUCCGAAGUAAAUGUGUUCUAAAAUGUUUAUAGCCAGAUUACAAACUAAAGUGGUAGAAUCUGAGAUAAAGUUCGAAUAUCAAUGUGUAUCUUUAAUGCAUUUGCAAACCUGGAAAGUCUAGAAUUUUGUCUGCAAAGUUAGAGAAAAAAAUGUAGCCACAUUCUCUUAGAAAGGCAGCAGAUGAAAUAUCCACUUGUCCUGGCUGUUCUUUGUUGUUAUCCUGAUUGUGGAUGAUAUUAAAACUUGCCAUCACCCACCUAUCAUAAGAAGGCCAAGGUAUUCGCAUUUAGUCUUUUUUUCUUUCAAACUUCGUAACAAAAUAAAAAACAUUACUUAGUGAGUAGGUAUAUUGUUCUCCACUAGGGUUCUUGUCACACACUUUAGCUUAAUACAGUUGAAGUCGUGAAUCAACAAUGAUGUAUCUUAAGUUAAUCAUAGUCGACAAAUUUUCUAAUCUGGUGCUAAUAUCCACUUUAAUAAUGAAUUCAAAGUAUUAAGAAACAGACUUAACGGCAGAGUCCGACCCCAUACCUUAGUACUGAUCUGUCUUUCUAACUUCUUUGACAUUUGAAAACAAUUAUAAUGUAUUUCAUCAAAUAUUUAAUCCAACUCGUAACAUUUUAAAAACUGAAAUUUAUCAAAAUUAGCUUUUAUAUCAUGUUAAUGUUAACUUUCAAAAAUAUCUAAAACGUUAUUGUAAAAAAAAAAAAUUAUUUUCCAUGCACUUGUUAUUUCUAGUUGUUUUUUACAAAGUGUAGUGACUUACUGUUAUAAUUUUAGUUGAAAAUAUUUUGUUCCCUUUUUUUUGAAUUUGGACUAAAUUUCUACUGAAUGAGGGAAUAGUUAUUUCAAAUUGAUAAUUUUGUAGGAUUAUAGAUACUACUGAUAGAAACUUCAAAUACUUGUGUCAACUGUGAUGACAGUUAUGGAUAGGAGUUGGACAGUUCCUUAGGAAUUUAUGGUGGGGUUGUUGGAAUAUUCCUGUUUAAAAUAUGAAUCGGGCAUUUUUUGUUGUAAUAUUUUAUUACUUAAUAUUAAGUAAUCAAAAAUUCUACUUCAGAACGUGCUUAUUAUUUACAUUAAAGCUAUUUAAUGAUUACUUGUGAGUGAUAUCACGUGAAAUUGUAAAAAGUGAGUAAAUGUCAUAUUGUGCUAGCAGUUCAUGAAGUAAAAUACACAUUACCAUAUUUGAUUCUUCUUAUCUGAAGCAUGUUUUUUUCAUAAUUAGUUAAGCCAGUUCUUUCACAGAAAUCUAUGGGGUAAAAACUGAACAGUUUACUUCUAGAGACAUUUACUUAACAAAUUGACAACAAGGAAUCUUUUGGUCCAUCAGGGCUGUCCUUACACACCCAUCCUUGGGAAGAGUAAAACAUUUACACUCUCCAUUUACUUUUUUCAACAAAUUAUCAAAUCCUCUUCUUAAAGUGAUGGCCUCCAAUACUGCUGGUGCCAAUUCAUUCCAGAAAUCAUUCACCUCGUUAGAAAAAUAAAACUGUUUACCAAAUCUUAAACUUGUGUCCUCUCAUCUUGUUGCAUUUCAAAUAUAGCACAAAGAAACUAGAGACCUUUAUCCUAUAGAUCCCCCCCAAUAAUCUUAUAAACUUCAAGAUCACCUCUUAUCCUUCUUCUCUCAAGAGGAAAUAAGAAAAUCUGUCUCCAUCAGAUGACCCUCUCAUCCCAGUAGCCUUUGGAACCCUUUCAAAUAAGUCAGUAUCCUUUCUUAGAGGAUACCAACCCUGUAUAUACAGUAUCCUAUGUUAUGCUUAACUAGUGAUAUGAUUAAUUUUACUCAUGGUACCUUAAUAAACUUAAACAUUUUUGUAAGAUGUCAUUUUGAGAGUGGACAAACUUGUUUGUUUAUUUAUUACACUUCAGUUAAGCUUUUAUUGCUGUUUUAACAAUUGAUCACCAAUUCUAUAUUGCAUGCUGAAUAGAAAUUCCAUAAGAAUGGCAAAAUAGCUCAAUUUAUAAAGAAAGUUUAAUAUUGUGUAAACCCUUGAUUAACUACAGCUGUAAUACCUCAAACUGUACAGGUCUAGGGUGUUUCAGUUUGUUUAAAAAAGCAAUUGUGGAUUUGACUAAACAUUUCCAAUUCCUAUGAUGUUAAGUAACUUCAAGGGCUAGGUUACAACACACAUAAACAUAGAUCCUGUAAACAUCUGUUUAGUUUGGUGGCUUUAUUUACUUUGCUGUUUUUAACAAAGUGUAACAUUAAUUUUGUUUAAGUGAAAUUUGUAUUAUUAUAUAAGCUUUAAAUUAGCUGGGACAUAAAGUUUUUGUGGUUUUACUGAACCCCACCUGCUCGAUUGCACCAAAUGAGAGCCAGUUCUUAAUAACUACUUGUUAGUUACUAAUAAUAAUACUGACCAUGACAUCAGGUGUCCAUUUUUGUGUGGGAGAAAUUAUGUUUAAGUUUCGUAAUGAUUUUUUUUAAAACAAGCCAUUAUUAGAACAUUCUCACUUUUAAGAAAAUACGAACUGUGGCAGUACGCUGUUUUGCUUGUUUCACUUUGUAUCAAUAUUAUGAUUGUUACAAGUACGUGUGAGAUUUAAAGAAAUUCAAGUCUUUGCAAGAUAAUUGAGUGGAUGGUAUCUUAACCAUCUUCUUCUGGGUGACAUUUAGUUUUUAUGCACUGAAAAUAAUAGAUAAUUGUAGAAUAUAAAAUUUGUAGAAAACGUCAUCUAUCUAAUUCACACAAUUUGGGAGCGAGUUACAAAAUUUUGAUGUGAAAAGAAAAUAAUCUAAAAAAAAGUAUAACAAGAUCUAACUCUGAAAUUAUCUCGUGAUGUUUGUAAUAAGUUUAUAUUAAUUACUGCAGGUAAUAUAUUUAACAAAUACAUUAACAUUUUCAAAAUAUGGUUAAAACCUAAAAUUAUAUAGGAAUUUCAUACUAUAUUUUAUGAUAGCUUCAGUUUUACUCCUAAAACAACCUUGAUUGGAGAAAAAAUCUGGAACUCUAAGAUCACUAUAGCACAAACAAUUAGUUUUCUUCAUGUUUCAAAGUUUAAUUAUGAGAUUUUAAUUGACAUUUACUAGAGCAACAUCAUACAACCAGACUACAACUCAUUGAAAGCUUGGGAAAAUCUGUGUUAAGUAUGCUACACGUGAAAUAUAUCAAGACGUAUAUAUAUACAUAUAUAUCAUCAGCAAUUACUAUUAAGAUAAAUGAACUUUAUGAAAUGACGGGUUAUUAAUGAGUUUAAUAUUCUCUGUUGUAUUUGUUUUUUUUCUGUAUGUUGCACUUAGUAAUUUUUAGGAUAAUUUGAUAGUCAUCAUAGUAUCAUUUUUUGUUUACAAUUUGGAUCACGUGAACAUUUUUCUAAGUUGGGUGUUAGUUACUUUUUCAACCAUUUUGAUAUAAUUUCAGUUUGUUUUAGUAAUAGCCAUUUUUGUGCAUUUUGAACUUUUAAAACUUACUGAACCAUUUCAUUGCUUAUUAACUUUGAUGUAUAUAUUCUACUUUUCAGUUUUCAUCCUCUUAUGAAAUCUUUCACAAAUUCAGUAAGAUGACCAACUUGAAUGUAUACGAACAACCAUUUUUCUGUCGUUGUUUUAACUUUGUUAGUUAUGUAGUAUGAUCAAAACUAUAUCUAUAUAUAUGUUUCUUCAGUGUUUUUAGGUUAUUAAUAGGUAUAAGGAAGAAGUGGUGUGUAUUGUAAUACAUUUUCUCUAAGAUCAUCAAAAAACCACCCCUCAAUACUGACCAGAAUAAAAUUAAAGAAGAUUCUGAUGAUAGUAUACUUUUUAUCUUUUUUUUUGUAACAAAUCAUAUGGGGGUGUUUCUUAUUAUAAGUUGUUUUCACUGAGAUAUAUAAAAAAAAGUAAUAAUUAAACACCAAGAUAUACUCUUGUGAGAACCUGCACUUCAUUGCUUUGGGAAAAAAUCAGAUAAUGGACAGUAUAUAUUUAACACAUUUUUCACCAACAAAUCUUAAAAAAUUAAAACUAUGAUAUUUAUGUAUCAUGUUACCAUGGUUGUUCAAAUGCAAGAACAUCUAUAAAUCAUAAAUGUCUGUAUCAAUGUUGGAAUUAGGCUGAUCGAUAUUUAAAAACAUGAAUAGUAUGGCACUAGGAAACUAGUGACACUUUGGAUGUGGAUGUAAAUCUGAAGUAUAUAACACCUGGUUUUUUUUUGUUGUUGUUGUUGUUAAGAAGUGACUGCUGUGCUUUUAGUUUGGGACACUUGGGAAAGCUUGUAUAUCAAGGGCAUUAAUCUUUCUAAACCAAAUAAAACUUAAGUUCCUUUCAAACAAAAACUGUGUGUUCACUGAUGAUCGUGGCUUAUAACUUAAAGUAUUUAUAUUCAAGAUGUGUCUGAAUUGAUGACAUCAGUCUGAUUGAGACAAACAAGUUUGAGUAUAAGGUGAUGUUAAUUUGAAAAAUAAAAAUACUUUUGACCAUCUUA
This is a messenger RNA of Limulus polyphemus (Atlantic horseshoe crab), 7410 nucleotides long. It is a transcript of the gene Arl1, whose product is annotated as ADP-ribosylation factor-like protein 1. NCBI's taxonomy places the organism in Eukaryota, Metazoa, Arthropoda, Merostomata, Xiphosura, Limulidae. The record is from RefSeq and is a predicted model, not a curated record. Bases 156 to 698 code for a protein of 180 amino acids. The transcript has 6 exons. Gene Ontology annotation, molecular function: GTPase activity; GTP binding. Gene Ontology annotation, biological process: intracellular protein transport; vesicle-mediated transport. Gene Ontology annotation, cellular component: cytoplasm; Golgi apparatus.